UACCCGGCGCGUAGGUUGGCAACGCUAAAUUUGAACGAUUUCGGCUGGAACACCGCCAUCUGCAAACGGCGUUCCGAACCAUCGCGAGACCACCGACACACAUGCAACCGAUUCGAACUGUCCUGAGCAUCAUCAACAGUUCCGAGAGACGCGAAAGUGGAAGUUCGUGUUCCGUAGAAUGCGAGAACCGUUAUGGCCAGCUUUCGUUGAAGUAUUUGGUUACCGAAACACGAGAAGCCAGUAAUUACUCGCGCCGCGGUCGGAUAUGGCGGAGGAUCCGGAGGACGAACGGCCGAACAAUGUUCUUCUAUUUCGCAUCGCCAUUUCAAAUUGCUUCAAAAGCAUCGCGGAAUCGGUUGGUCAGGACACAUUUUCCGACAUUUUGGCGGCAUUGAAAUCACAGCCAUUGGACGAGCAUACUAUACAACAAUUGCAUGCGGCUAUGAUUAGAGAACUUCACGAUGGCAUGAUCAACGAUUUGGAAGGUAUAUUGAGCGAAGGAAGUAUGGAGGAAGCUUUAGCGAAAUUAGCAAAGUUGUGCGCGGAUUCAUCUACGCAAGAAGAAGCCUGGAGACCACCCGGGAAUGUAACUUUACAUUUACGCUCUUUGGACGCACAAGUGAUGGAAGAAGAAAUUGAUCUGUUGGCGAAACGUGUGAACGAAAUUGAAGAAGAAAAUAAAGUUUUAAUGAAAGAUAUCUCGGAGAGAAGGUCAAAAGUGUCUGCGUUACACGAUACUAUAACGCGGACGUUAAGUAGAACGCCAAACGCAAUUGAAUUAUUACACAACAGGAUGGAAGAUCUAGAAAAAUGUUUGGAGUUCUUAGACCAUGAAUAAACAACGAUGUAUUGGAAAUUAGAAUCAAUGAGCACAGAGAAUGUUUUAUAAAUAUGUACACAGGAAACGGUAUGCGUGUGCGAGAAUGAAUUGCGUUUAAUUAAGAUUCUACUAGAUAGUUAUUAUUGCUGGUUCUGACCUCAGACUAGAAUGAUGUACAUAAGUAUCGCCAUUGUUACUACAUCUUGUUUAUACAGUAUUUUGAUUAGAAAUGUUCGUUCCAGUAAUUCUGGGAUCACGUAAA
Molecule: messenger RNA, 1082 nt
Organism: Megalopta genalis
Lineage: Eukaryota; Metazoa; Arthropoda; Insecta; Hymenoptera; Halictidae
Cellular component (GO): MIS12/MIND type complex
Source: RefSeq, a predicted model, not a curated record